Molecule: messenger RNA, 1494 nt
Organism: Canis lupus familiaris (dog)
Lineage: Eukaryota; Metazoa; Chordata; Mammalia; Carnivora; Canidae
Gene: PRPSAP1
Product: phosphoribosyl pyrophosphate synthetase associated protein 1
Exons: 7
Coding region: 43-891 (282 amino acids)
Biological process (GO): purine nucleotide biosynthetic process; 5-phosphoribose 1-diphosphate biosynthetic process
Cellular component (GO): ribose phosphate diphosphokinase complex; cytoplasm
Molecular function (GO): ribose phosphate diphosphokinase activity; magnesium ion binding
Source: RefSeq, a predicted model, not a curated record
AAUACAAAUGUCGACUGUUUCAGAGAUGUGAACACCGCUGUGAUGGAGCUGCUGAUCAUGGCUUACGCGCUGAAGACUGCCUGUGCCAGGAACAUUAUCGGAGUCAUCCCGUACUUCCCCUACAGCAAGCAAAGCAAGAUGCGGAAGAGGGGUUCCAUUGUGUGCAAGCUCCUGGCGUCCAUGCUGGCGAAAGCAGGUUUAACUCACAUUAUCACUAUGGAUCUUCAUCAAAAGGAAAUACAAGGCUUUUUCAGCUUUCCCGUGGACAACCUUAGAGCCUCACCUUUCCUGCUUCAGUAUAUCCAGGAAGAAAUUCCAAAUUACAGAAAUGCAGUCAUAGUAGCUAAGUCUCCUGAUGCUGCCAAAAGGGCCCAGUCAUAUGCUGAGAGACUGCGUCUGGGGUUAGCUGUGAUCCACGGAGAAGCUCAGUGUACAGAGCUGGACAUGGAUGAUGGUCGCCAUUCUCCCCCGAUGGUCAAAAAUGCUACUGUCCACCCGGGUCUGGAGUUGCCCUUGAUGAUGGCCAAAGAGAAACCACCAAUAACUGUAGUCGGAGAUGUUGGAGGGCGCAUCGCAAUCAUAGUGGAUGACAUUAUUGAUGAUGUGGAAAGUUUUGUCGCUGCUGCGGAGAUCCUGAAAGAAAGAGGUGCUUACAAGAUUUACGUCAUGGCCACUCAUGGCAUCCUGUCUGCAGAGGCCCCCCGCCUGAUUGAGGAGUCCUCCAUUGAUGAGGUGGUGGUGACGAACACUGUCCCUCAUGAGGUGCAGAAGCUGCAGUGUCCCAAGAUAAAGACGGUGGAUAUCAGUCUGAUUCUUUCUGAAGCAAUUCGGAGAAUCCACAACGGGGAGUCCAUGGCAUACCUUUUCCGAAACAUCACUGUGGAUGACUAAGCUGUCACGGUUGCCUUGACUGAAACUCCCGAGGAAAACAUGUGGAGUGCAGUGCCAUCAACUUCUGUACAUGGUGUUUCUUCUCACGGGAGGACUGGAAAUAGCCUGAAGUCAGAUAGUCUCGCCAAGUUGGGUAGGUAGGAGGCCUUAAGAUAGUCAAGGGGAAGACAGAGCUAAUAGAAACAUGGCCUUAAGUGUCUGCCAUCGUCCUCCUGUGCCUCAAACAAAAGUUACAGACACUUUUCUGAAAAGAAUCCCCAAAUCUUGCUGAUAUUGAAAAGGAGUUAAAGGCAGAAAGUCUUAACUCUAAUAUUCGGUUAUUUCCACCGUGGGAAAUGUGUGUCAAUGUUGAACCUGGUUAGGGAAGCUGAGUGUCCUGGUACUGUUUCCAUUCUAGUUGUCCUCUCCCCAGUCAACCUCACAUAAGUUUUUUUUUUUGUAGAAAAACCCUAUUUUUCCUUGAGAAGCUACUGUGCCUACAGCCAGUGAACAACGAAGCCUUUGUGGCAUUACCCCAGCCAGGAGGUCAGAUUAGAGAGUAGCGUCCUAUCUCUGGAUACCUGCGUUGCUCUUCGCUGGCAAAUAAAAGAAUUUGUUGUCUCA